This is a messenger RNA of Aphis gossypii (cotton aphid), 6248 nucleotides long. RefSeq lists its product as uncharacterized. Gene Ontology annotation, cellular component: nucleus. The transcript is spliced from 16 exons. Bases 1022 to 6121 code for a protein of 1699 amino acids. Gene Ontology annotation, biological process: regulation of transcription by RNA polymerase II. The record is from RefSeq and is a predicted model, not a curated record. Gene Ontology annotation, molecular function: RNA polymerase II transcription regulatory region sequence-specific DNA binding; DNA-binding transcription factor activity, RNA polymerase II-specific. NCBI's taxonomy places the organism in Eukaryota, Metazoa, Arthropoda, Insecta, Hemiptera, Aphididae.
UGCCGCCGCCGUCGCCGCCGCACUCCACCACGUAUCGCGGCCCCGGCUUCUCCGCCCGUGCUCGCAUACACGACAUCGUAUCAUUAUAUAUAAUAUUAUUUCGUAUAUACGCGUUUCCCGUUCGCGCGGCCGUUCCGCACCGCACAUAAUAUUAUAUACUGCACAUCGUACUCUCCCCCUGCGCGCGCGCGCGGUGCCCGUCGGUCGUCGUCGUGUGUGUGUGUGUGUGUGUAUGUGUGUGUACGUUCGCGUGUGCGUUUUUGUGCGUGUGCGCGAAGCUUAAUUUAAUAUUUUAUUUUUAUUUUUUUUUAAUUUUUUUUUUUAACAAUUUUUUUUUUGUUGUGUCGUAUUAUCCCGACGUGGUGAUUUUAUUACAACGGACGGGACCUAGGUGAGCGUAAACGACGCCGCGUAUCGUGUGCGUGAGUGAGUGAACGUGUGUGUUAUGUCCACGUACGCCGACGUCCACGGCGACCGUCCGCGAGGCGUUUUGUCGUCCGCCGCCUCCGUCGUCCGCGCCGCGUAAAACCGUCCCUCGCCGCCGUAGCACCUACCCCGCUACCGUCCGCCCGACGGCCGAGCAGCGCCAGACUCCGCGUAUGAUUUCAACGCCCCGACCGCGUCGUCCCAUAUCUCGGAGAAAGGAACCGUGUGCGCCGUCAUCCCCUCAACCCCCUCGGGCCGCUCGACCGCCUUGGGACGUUUUCCCGGUGCCCCUCCCGUCAGUCGUAAUCAGCAACCACCCCGCGCCGUAAGUCGGACUUUGACCUCGACAAUCGUCGUCGCGUAAGUCGUAUCGUCGUUUGCCGUGACUUGGCAAUGGUUUCGGCCCGAUGGUGAUGAUAACGGUGCGCGAAAAAUGGUGAUAACGUCGUCAUCGUCGUCGCCGUUGUUUCAUUGCUGCUGUUGGUGCGGCGGUCGCGCUGUCCAAAGCUGACACACGACACCCCGUGCCCCGCGAACAGCCCGUCGAGGGUUCUCAGGUUUACAUAGAUUUCGAACGACUCAAUAAAGAUAUAAUAUGUUAGGAAGCAGUUUGCACCAUCAUCGGAACAUGUCGUUCCCCCACGGUGGUUCUGUGAUACAUAACAAUAUGCCUCCUACCGUUAGUAAAAAAAUGGGUGGUGGCCGACUGAAUGCCGUAGUGAACAAACUCCACUUAGCAAAACAAUGUUCAACAGAUAAUACUUUUUCAGAUAUAGCUUCUGAAGAAAGUCGUUUAUCUAUUUUACAAAAUUUAUUGAAUCCUGCUCCAUCGUCAAAUUCAGAAAAGAAAAACUUACGUGCUCCUCCAGCGUUGUUUCCACUCACUUCUGAAGUAACAAUCCAACGUUACCCUGUUGUCCAUCCAAUAAAUGAUAAACCGUUGGAUGUUUUCCAAAGACUUAAACGUCUUGGAACAGACAUUGAAAUGGAAGAAAUUGGAAAUGAAACAACACUGAGUCUUAUUCCAGUUUCAUCAUCUCAAGGUGCUUCUGUUUCAUGCAUUCCAACAAAUAAUUUCAAAACUAACUCUCCUGCUACCAGUCUCAUAGUUCUGCCAAAAACCAAUGUGUUCAAUAAUAGAAAAAUACCAGAGCCUUCUGUUGUACUUGAAAUGAAAUUAACUCCAAAACCAAAAGCUCAAAAUAUUUGUUUUAAUGGGAAAACAGACCUAAAAAAAAGUUAUGUUUUUUCAAUUGAUCAAUCAGAAAUAAGUAUAACAAAUAAUGGACAAAAAUUAUACUCAUGCAAUGUAUGUUCAGGCAUAUAUCAACGAAGAGGUGCUCUAAAAAAACACUAUUUAAAGGCACAUAUUAAUUAUCAUUUUUUGACAUCUCGUGAUUUGCAAAUAGCUGGAUUUAAAGGUGAAAGACUUGAAAAAAUAAUAGAAAAGUGGAAGAAUACAAAAGGUCAUGUAGGUUACUACCAUUGUCACAAGUGUUGUAUAUCGUUUAGUACAGCUAUUGAUUUACGACAUCAUGUGAUGAAUCAUCCUCCUGCUUUACAAUCUAAUGUUUUGAAAAAACUACCCGAUAUUGUUACCAAAGUUUGUGAACUAUGUUUAUAUUGUGAUAAAAAAAUUGAGAAUGAAGAAGAUCGAAAAAGCCAUUUAUCCAAGAUGCACCCACCCAAAAGAAGAUGUCACAUAUGCACAUACUGCCAACUAAACUUUUUUGAUUUGUACACAUUACACAAACAUAUGUGUACCACUCAUGAAGACAUGUAUUAUGGCUGUGCAGAAUGUAAAGAACGAUUUAUUUCUAGAGAAUUAGCUAAAAACCAUAAAACCAUUUGUUUGAAUAACUUAUGUAUUAAGUUAGAAUCUGAUAAUGUAAAGAAAGAGCAUUUGAAAGAAGAACCUGCAAAAAUCGAAAUACUAGAAUUAAAAAUAGAUGAACCUAAUAAUGUUAGUAUUAAAAAUGAAUUAUCAGAUGAAAAACCAAAAAGAGAAGAAAUAAAAAAAAAUGAAGAACCUAAAAAAGAGGAACUCAAGAAAAAUGAAGAGCCAAAAAAAGAGGAACCAAAAAAACACGAAGAACCAAUUAGAGAAGAAGUAAAAAAGAAAGAAGAAUCCACCAAAAGCUAUCCAUUUUAUUGUCCAGACUGUAAAAAAGGAUUUACUCAACAACCAAACUUAGCACGACACAUGAGUUUAGGCCAUGGUAAAAAGUUAGAGUAUAAAAAACCUAAAAAGUUAUUACAGCCUUCUAAUAAAAUAAUUAUAUCCAAAAAACUUGUGAAAACUCAAGAAAAAGAAUUAAAAGACGAGAUUCAAGAUUUAUCAGCUAAAGGAACUCAAUAUGUUUUUUUGAAUAAUAAAAAUGAGCUAGUCACAAAACAAGGAGUACCGUUUGAUAUCUCUUAUAUGAACCUUGAGAUUCAAAGUAGAAUCAGACGUAUGGUACCAUCAUUGUAUCCUAGUUCAUCACCAAUAGAAGAUGAUAUGAGUUCAUUAGAGGUUGAUGCAGCUUCUUCAUAUGGUUUUCCAAGUUCUCACGAUGAUGAAAGGAAAAAACUUGAAGGAUUCAGCGGAGAAUGGUUGUAUCCACGUAGUUAUAUUUGUUCAGCAUGUCCAGCUACGUGUUCUAAUAUCUGGGAUAUAUUCUACCAUAAGUGGAAUGUGCAUCCUAAUGUACUUUGCCAUCAUUAUGACAUACCAUUAGAUCAACUUCCAUCUCAGAAAUGGCGGCCAGAAAGAAAUUUGAGCAGAGUAGGAUUGUUGUCUGAAUGUGAGGAGUAUCAAACCAGUUUGCCACAGUGUACAAAGUGCGGAAAAAUGGAAAAUGAUAUUGCUCAGCUUCAUAGACAUUUGUUAGAUUGUGGUGGUGAUACUGAAUGGCUCAAGACGAUGAUCCACACAACUAAGUCUCCUAAUAGCAAAAAGUCUAGAAAAAAUUGGCGGCCUUUUAAUUUUCGAAGACGUAAGAAUGGUAGAGCUAGACAUGGCCUUAAACGUACUCCACCUACUCCACCUUUACCAGUUGUGAAAACUAAACCUGGCGAUGCUGAAAGUGUUAGUCGUAUGAUUGCAGAUUUACCUCCUAAAAGAGUUACAAGACGUUUAGUAUUUGAGGCUCCCAAUGGGAAUAACCAAGCAACAAUAAAUAGCAAGUCUGUAUGCUCAAAGGUUCCUAUUGAUAUGAGCAGCCGUAAUCCAACUGUUUCAAGUUCAACUCCAUUAUUUAGUAAGAAAGUUAAAAAGCCAUUGCCAGUUAUAACAGAAACUGCUAUGCUUAUUUCCGAAGCACCAGAUUUCUUACGUAGUCUUAACAUCAUGCGUGCUCCACCAAAGUCUGCUGAACAUGGACUUCCUAGCAAUAAAACCGAAACUGAAGAAAUAAUUGCUGCUAUGAAAGAAACUUUAAUGGCUUCUCCAGCACCCACCCCUGUUAUUUUACCAAAGAAACGCAAAAGACCAAUAUAUGACUUAAAACAAUUAGCUGAAAAAAUAGCUAAGCACGACCAUAAUGAAAUUCUUGAUUCAAAAGUUGAUGAAAAUAAUGCCAACACUGAAGAAUCUAUUCCUAUUCCUGUAGUAGUAAAAAAUAAAGGCAAAAAAUUGAUGAAUGAAGUAGAGGUUGGAUUGAUACAACAAAAUAGGUUAAGGAGGAAGAGAGAAAUUCCAUCUGUACCUGAAAAGGUAGUGCCAGUUCCACCAAAAAAAUUGAAAACUGAAAAUCUUGAAAAUAGCAAAAAGAAUAUAGUGGAAUCCGCUCCAGUUAUGAAACCCAAAAAACAGGUUACAACAAAGAAAACACCUAAAAUCCUCAAAAAAAAAACAAUUGAUGAAAAUUUUGUUUCUAAAAUACAAACCCGUAACAGGAAGAAAAUUUUUACUGAGGAAUCUAUGUCCAAUGAGAUAUUACUCUCAAGUAAAGAUGAUUCUUUAACAAAUAAUGAAUCUUCUAGUAGUUUUGUUGACUUUGAGUCUAGUCAAGAAGUUACUUCAUCUGAGGUUCCUGAAAAACAAAAAACAGUCAAAGUAAAUCCUUUUAAACCAAAAGCUAAAAACAGAAGAAAACCAGGAGUUUUUUUUGGUUGUAGAAAACGAAAACGUAAUUUAAAGACUGAUAAUAAAAAACAACAGCCUACUUCAAGUAAAGUUGAUGAUACACCUUUAUUAUUACCAAAGUUAGAGAAUUCUGAUUCAAAUAUAUUAGUUUUGGAUAAUGAUAAAACUGUUCAACCAGAAAUUAUAAAAACUGAUAAUACUGUACAAAAUGCAUCUCAAGAAUUGAAAAAAUCUGUUGAAAAUGAAUCCACAAUAACGACUGUUAAAGAAGAAAAUAAAGCCACAGCUCCAAUUAGUGCUGAUACUCCUGAGUUAAAAGAACCAGAAGAAGCCGCAGAACCACGUUGGCAUUCACAGUCUGAUGCUUUUUUUGACUUACCUUCUGCUAUUAGUUUGGGAUCAAUAUUAAGCUCAGUUAAUCAGAUACUGGAAGGUCCUGACUGUAAUGUUGCGAAUACAGAAGUAAAUGAUUAUUCGUGGACAGAGUUACAACGUGCAAUGGGGGCCACAGAUGAAGAAAUGGCUAUAUUACAAAAUUUUGGUUCUAACUCAUCUGAAGAAGGCCAAAAUGUAACUAGUGAAAACUGCUUGAAUCUAUUAGACAUGGACUGUGGAGAGGAUAUCAAUAGCAAUCAAGAACAAACAGAUACUCAAAUUAAUAGUGAAUUAAAUUUCAAAUGCAAAGUAUGUGAUCAAUGUUAUAAAGGUGUUGCAGCAUUUCGUAUUCAUUCACUUGAUGUUCAUAGCAUCGAAGAUCCAGAAUUAGUUAAUGUUAUUAAAUCUGAUUACCUACUCGUUUGUUGGGUUUGCAAGCUCAUAAUAGAAGGAGGAGCAGAAGAACUCGACGAGCACAUGGCAAAAGACCAUGAAUUUGAUGAUACUCCAAAUAGUGAAAACGGAAAGGAGUUGAAAAAUAAAAUGGUUAACAAGUUGGGUGAAAUAUUGGACCAGGCCUUAAAAAAUCUCAUUUCUUCUACACAAAAACCUUGUGCUGGCAAAACCUGGAGUGGUGGUGCAAUAACAUUGUUGGGCAAACUGUGUGCUCUACGAAACAAUGAAAAGGGCACAACUGUAUCGAGUAGUGUUGCUAAUUCUGCUCUUGCUAAAGACUUACGCAAAGUAAUUGGACGUAACAACAAUGGAUCUAGUGCCAGAGCUCAAUCUAAAAGAUCAAAUACGGCUCAUGCUCUCCAACUGAAUGCACGUCUGGCUGCAUUGUCAGUGGCUGCCAAACGACUAACACCUUUAGUUCGUGCCGAUUGUUCGUCCAACAUUUACAAAUGUCCAAUUUGUGACAUUGGAUUUGAAACUACGAGUACUAGAAAUAAGCACAUUAGUCGAGCACACAAUAGCCCACAGAAAUCAAACCAUGUGGAGACUGUUCAACUCGAUUCAACACUACAGUCAUUGCAGUCAACUGUACUGGAAGAAACACCCGAACCUUCUGACAAUGUGCAGCCCAUGUUUGCAUUGGGUACAAUGAACCGUAGAGGACUAAAAAAAUUUAAUAGCACUUGUAGUGAAGAAGUGCGAGCGCGUGCAAAACAAGCAUUGCGUGAUCUAGAAAUUAAGUCCAGAUUGAAACAUUACACAUUUUCUGGUGACCAUCAACCCUCGCCCAAUUGAUUUGACUGUUUGUCACUGCCCUUCUGGUCACCUUGUAUAAUAAUUCCAUGUUAACGGAUUGCCAAACUGUGUUCAAUUCACCCAUAACUCGUUUAUUUUAUUUCUUGUCAAUAUUACUAUGAUAUGA